CCCAAACCACUUCCUUGUUGCGACUUUCACUUCAGUAUUAUAAAAGAAAGGGCACCCACAGCCUACGUGUAAGCACCGAACCAUGUUCACAAUCUACGUGGCCCCUUCAGGGGACAUCAAGUCCUUUUCUUCUUCCUCGUCUUCGUCGUGUCCGCUCCAAGAUUCUGCCCCGCGCCUUGAACAUGCCAAGAAACAGGAGCAGCAGCAGAUAAAGAACCAACUUUCGCGUCCACAGCGCCCACCUGGCCACUCUCUCAUCGAUACCCUGCAGAGUUCCAUCUUCUUCGGUGGGUUCGGGUCUCUGACACGAGAAAUCGAGGCGAUGGAAAAACAGAUGGCUGCAGAGGCCAUCGCCAGGUCGUCCAAGAUGCUACAGCAGCAGCAGCAGCAGCAGCAGCAGCAGCAGCAUUCAGAGCAGUUGCAUUCGAUGUCGACGCCAUCCAUUCAGGUGUCCUUGCCGGCUGAUACCGUCACUGCCUGGGUCCCAUCGGACAUAAAUAGUCCAUUGAAGCGAUACAAGAUCACGGUCGAGGAGAUCUCGGAGGUAGCGCCUAGGAACCUUGGACAAGACCAUGAUCAUAACACAUACGGGAGCACUGGCAUCAGCAAGCAGCAGGGUGGUCGCGACGCAGUGCGAGGAAAGAUGCCAUUGACGGUGACCACCACGGCUGUGAUGCCUUCGAGUGUGAUGAGCUGGCUGCUGCAUACUAUGCAGGAAGAGCCGACUACGCGACGGCUUAAUUCUGGGGAAGUGGAUGCAGGUCAUUAUCAAGGCAAUUUGCAGACGAGUGAGGGAGCAAAGGUUCAGGAAAGCAGAGCGGACGAAUCGGCUGCGGUUCGUGCUGUGAAGCCAAGCGUGCAUGAACAUCCGACCGCGCCGGCUGUAAUUCCAGCACCUUCGCGAGCUAAUACGGAUCUUGAUCAUGCCAUCGCACUUGCCACGGCCGCAGUUGUCGCCUCUGCAAACAAUACCAAUAACGAUACCAGUAUGGAACUAGAGAAGGAAAUGCAGGUCAACAAAGCCAAGGAUGUUACUCUGGACAAACAGAGCCAGGUGAGCGGAGACGCAGCUGUUGUUGCAAACCACGGAGCUGAACACGGUCGUCGAUCGUGGCCACCAAGGCAUCGAUCCUUGGAACACGGACAGACCUUUACACAGACGACGAUCACCCGGCCUGAUGGGAUUGUCGAGUCCAAGACCGUGACCCUGAACCGCGAGACAGGCAUAGCCGAGACCCGCGUCCGGAUCACGCAUCCAGACGGAUCUGUUCAGGAAUCUGUUACGCGCAAGAACAAAUCCGCCUCGAAUUCCCCUGUUUCUCCUCCUCCCACUGCUGCUGCUUCUGCCGCUCUCAUUCAGAAGCAUCAACAGCUGCAGGACCAGCGAGAACCGAAUGAUGCAGAACCGGAUGUGCAGCUGCGAUCGAGUAUCCGUGAACGCUGGGCCCAGCGUCGUCAGGAGCGUACGGAGCGUAGGGAGGGGCGUCAAGAGAGACAUCGAGAACGACAGGAGCGCCGUCAAGAGCUUAGGGAGAUCGAGGCGAGACAGCGUGAGGCCACGGCGGCGGCGUACGGGUUUGUGUAUAAUGGUGGUCCUGCCGAGGACACCGCGGAGGGUCGAGAGGCGUUCGGUUCAUCCAGGAGAGCCAAUGCCGUAGACCCUACCAGGGAUGUGGCCAAGGGACAGGCGCAGGAUGAGGAUCCGCAUCGCGCUCGAAUGGUGUUCCAUCGGUAUCAUGAUCAGCAGUAUCCAAGCGCGUGGCGUCGGCGACGGGAGGAGAGACAGAGGGAACGCGAGAGGAUGCAGGGGAAUAAGGAAGAGGAGGGCUGUGGGGAGAAACGGGGAUGCGGUGGUAGAACGUGGCCGCCAAGGGGAUAUCUACGCCGCGUGGAGCAGGAGCAGGAAAGCGAACCUAGGCACAAUGUUUAGGGCGAAUGUGGGUGAGGGUCGGGGACCAUAAAACACAAUUAGCAAUUGAGAGUAAAGAGACGCUGCUAAUGCGCAUGUUGGCAGUUGACACCCAUUCAAGUGCAGUAGGCGGGAGUAGUUGCUGAAAGAGGGAGUAUUAUUACGUUACAACGCCUAUGAAAAUAAUAAAAAAGGAAACCUG
Messenger RNA from Gamsiella multidivaricata, 2111 nucleotides. RefSeq lists its product as uncharacterized. The transcript has 2 exons. NCBI's taxonomy places the organism in Eukaryota, Fungi, Mortierellomycota, Mortierellomycetes, Mortierellales, Mortierellaceae. The coding region runs from base 83 to 1930 and encodes 615 amino acids. The record is from RefSeq and is a predicted model, not a curated record.